This is a messenger RNA of Drosophila santomea, 2096 nucleotides long. RefSeq lists its product as uncharacterized. NCBI's taxonomy places the organism in Eukaryota, Metazoa, Arthropoda, Insecta, Diptera, Drosophilidae. The coding region runs from base 1629 to 2096 and encodes 155 amino acids. The record is from RefSeq and is a predicted model, not a curated record. The transcript has 2 exons.
CAUUUUGGGGGUCGUAAACGCAGAGCACAAAAACCGAGCCAAAGAAAAAAGGGGUAAUAACCGACGAUAAGAUGAUAAAGUUUUUCGCACUAGAAAUUGAUAAAUAUUUACCCGGUUGUCAAGUGAGAUCUGUGAAACGGAGGCAAUCAUUUCCUACACGCCUCACGAGCCUGUUUGUUUACAAUCAGAAAAAUCUUACCCGCAAUUUACUCAACUGAUUUACUGCACAUAUAUACAUAAAUGUAUACUUAUAUUUCCCGAAAGCUGCCGAUUCGAGUCGUCUUUUCUCGAUCUUGGCACUACCAACAGCGAUCGAUUCAAGCUGAGCUCUCAGUUCAAGUGGCCAGCUCAGUCGAUUGGGUUGUCUGGCGGAGGCAGCACACCUCGAUGUGGAAAGCAUAUGUAUCUGGAUCGCCAGUUGGAUAAACACGCUAUAAUCUAAACAGUUGGCACCAUGUUUACGCGUGCGGGGAAAGCACCGAAGCCAUAGGGCAGCAAGUGAAAGGGGCGCACUUCCGAGAGUAUUUAUUUUCAAGAUCGCCAUUUUGGGGGCAGUAAACGGGGACUUUUCUGCAGCUAUCUCAAGUGUGCUCGCUCGCUCGUCAAGCAAUUUGAAGUUCAAUAAAAGCAAUAAUAUUUGAAGCCUUGUUAGGUACGAAGGCGUUAUAACGCCAAAUCGUGUGUGUUAUCAGAUAUGCCACGGCGCAGUUACAACGCACACAGAAGUGGAGAAAUGGUGCUAGCCCAAAACAAAAAACCCCCCCAUAUAACAUAACACAUAACCCAUCCAAACUGUUACCACCUGCAGCUACUAUCUAGCACGCGUUUAAUACCGCCACUAAAGCCCCGUCGACGAAAAAAUCACCGAUGCCAGAUGUUUUAUCUUGUAUCUAGAUCAGAUCGAGGCGUUCCUUUGUUGUUUUUCGUGUUCGGGGUCGAAAUAUGUGAACGAUAUGUACACGCGUUCUGACAGAUAAUUAAACCAUUUUGAUGGGGCAUUAAAAUGAAUCUAUAUUGCAAAAGCGUCAAAUGAAGAGAUAAUGAAUUAUUUAUAAUGGGACAUUUUUAGUUAUCCAAUUUAGAAAAUUCAUUUUCAAUCUAAUUAUUCCUAAAAAUAAACACCAAAAAUGUACAACUGCUAAAUAGUUAACUUUUCUCAUAGCCGAAGUAAAUAUUAAAAGGUAGGUCCACUCCAAAUAUUUAUCUUACUGUUCGUAAAUUGCCAUUCACGACGUUUUACAUUAAAAUCAUUUUGCAUUAUUAUAUUUUAUAAAUAUUUAUUGCUUACAAGUUCGUUACAAAAACAAUAUUACUCCGAAAUCGAAUGUUUUAACUACAUUAAUCAAUAUUCUUUCUAAUAUAAAAACGAAAAUAAAUAUAGUGUACAGCGAUCUUGAAACGUAACUAAGCGCACCCUUAAGGUCCACUUUAACAUAACAUAUGUACGUUACUAACCAUUCAAAGUUUGUUAUAAACAAAAAAGGUCAUCUCUAUUUAAAAGCUAUAAAUGUGAGCUUUUCUUGUGGUUUAUUUCAUAAGUAAACAAAUAAAAACGUUUCCCACAAUGAAAUCGUACUUCAUUAUAAUUUAAUCACAUUAGUCAAUCGGAAGUAAAAAUUCAAACUAACAUGAGUAAAAACUCGAAUGUUUUGACCAUCGGAACUGAGAGCACUGAAGUUUUAAAAGAACCAGCGAAUCCAACGAUUCCUAAACAGUUUUGUGGGACGGAUUUAGAAAAGCAUUUGCAGAAAAUUCUACUUAAUGGCGCUAAACCAUUGACAUAUAUUUAUAAUGAACAAUCAGUCCAAUCAUUUUCGGCGAAGGAAAUUAAGAAAAACGGGUACUACUACGAGUUCGGUCCGGGAGAUAAGAUAAAUGGAUGGAUGUGUAGAGGUACCACUUUCGAACCCAAGGGUAUUCUACUCCGACUUAAGAAUGUAAUCAGCAAGGAGCACUGGAUAUCUGAUAAUGUGGCUAAGUAUCCAAAGGAUUCAAGAGACUUUAUAAUCGAGACUACAUUCAACGCUUUGGACGAGGAAACAUCAGAUAUUUACUCGUAUUUGUGUUAUCUAAAUGAAACUUCCAAGAGGAGGUGA